GCCGUCAAUUAGAUGGCACUCAAAUUAAGUCUGGCUUUUGCUCAAGUCAAAUUAUGGGACAGAUCCCAUCGACCGAACAUAUGACUACCUCUUUUAUCCUUUCACCUGAAAACGGAGAAGUCUUAAAGGCUCACAAAAAUUUCAUCGUCGAAGUUAAAAUUAAUCAUCUUAAAACAGGACAUUUUAGCAAUCCGGAAAAGGAAUACUAUCUUUUGCCACAAACACUUGAUAAUGGGAUAAUUGAAGGGCAUUCUCAUAUCGUCAUUCAACCUUUGAGAUCAGAAGAUGAUGCACCAGAUGCUAGAGACUUUGUCGCUUUUGAAGGUUUGAAUAGUGUUGCUAACAAAGGCACAUUCAAGCAAGAAUUUAAAGGAUUACCUGCUG
Racocetra fulgida is the source of this 384-nucleotide messenger RNA. NCBI's taxonomy places the organism in Eukaryota, Fungi, Glomeromycota, Glomeromycetes, Diversisporales, Gigasporaceae. The record is from the annotation of a GenBank genome assembly.